UUCUCCAUUGCUUUGUCAUGUUCCUUUCCUCCUGUUCAAUUGUGCACAUCAAUCCAUAUUUAAGAAUAUUCUCAUUUCAACAAAGCUCACUUUUAGACAGGGAAAGAAACACUAUUUAAAAUGAGCUCAAAUAUGUAAUAGUAGUACUUGAAUGAAAUGGAAGUGUUGCACAAACAUAAUAAUAUUUUGCAAAUAGACUGUAUAACUGACAUUGUAACCUUGAGGUACACACGAAAGUAGGUGAAACUUUGCGCUUCGUAAAAGAUGAAGAAAAGUAAUUUAAUGUAGUAUACCUUUUUUUCCUCCCUGAACAUGUGUCAAACUACCAUUGUUUUAACAUUUUUUGGUUCAGUCAAGUUGGUCAUUAUUAUCAAAUCUGUAAAACUUGAAAUAUUGUAUUGUUAAAAAAAAAAAAUAGUGAGUGAGGGACAUUAUCAACUCUCUCAUUUGCACAUCACUGAGUUGUAAUAAAUGUUUUGUGAAAAAUAAGCGAAAUUUAAAAUGUCAUAACUUUCUUAUUUUACAUCCGAUUUUGAUGAAAUUUUCGGCAUUAAUGGCCCCCUUAAAAAUUUCAAUGAUAAAUCCAUAAGCACAAUAGGGCCACGCCAUAUUGUUCAAGACUAUUUUUUGGAUACAUGCAUGGAUAUGUGGUUAUGAUAUUACCAUGGAGCUAUCAACACAUUAAUAGCUCAAUGAUAAUACAAGUGCAUGACAGACCACAAUUGCUCAAUAUCGUGAUUUCAUGUAUAAAGCCAAUGCAAAUUUUUCGCCAACAUUUUUAUCUGUAUCAAUAUUUGUACCUUUUGUUAAUGAUUGGAAAAUUAUUGCCAAUAAUUUCCAUUAAAAAAACGAUUAAAAAAACACAAAAAUAACCACAAAACUGUAGAUAAGAAAUAUGUAAAAAAAAACAUUUAAAACAAUUUGAUCACAAUUCCUCAAUUAAAGAAAUAAGCAGUUCAAGGGCCUAAUAUUACAGAUUUAAACCCAAUUUUGUAUUUCAUGCACUUAUGGGUACCCGGUAGAAUGUAAAAGUCAUUGUAGCUUGUCCAGUACUGUGUGCGCCUCACUGGCGACUGACUUGAAUACCACCCAGGGAGUGGAGGAUGUGCAUACAUUUUGUGCGGGAAUGACUGAUUGAAUCCGAUGACUGUGGUAAUAAAUCUUUAAAGCGCUUAGACAUGUCGUUCCGAUGUAUUAAGCGCUAUAUAAAAGCGGACUUUUAUUAUUAUUAUUACUUAAAAUUUGUAUAAUUGAUUCAAAUGAAAUAAAGCAUAUUGAGUAAAUGAAAUUAAGCAUUGAAAGCCUAUAGUCUAUAGAUUAUGUCAUUUUCUUACAUUGUGCGAAUUCUUCUCACCCCCUAGAUUGACAAGACUAAAAAAACCUGAGACUACAUCAUAUGUAUGAGGAAUAAACUUAUGAAAUGUCAACUUACUUUUUCGGCAUUCAAUUUCCUUGAUUUAGUUAUUUGGGGGAAAAUAUGAACUUUUCUGUUGGAAAUUCAGUAACAAAAAUUGUAGUCAUCUCUUACUUACUCCAAAAAUGUAUUUAAAACAUCAAGAGCUUAAAUCAUACUGUAUUAAGAGUACAAUUUAAUUGAUUUACAGAAAAUUACAUCGUUCGUUGGAGAAAAAAUCGUUUUAAAACGAUUUAAAACGUUUUAAAACAAUAAAAAGCGUUUUAUUUGUUUUUUUUUAAUAAAAAACGUUUUUUAUUACAACCCUGGUUUGCACCGUCGUAUGUGUGAUACGACAGUUGGGAUGACCGCCGACAAUAAUAACUCUUGCAUGUAACAAGGUAUGUAUAUGUAUAAGGGAAACAUGAUCAGCAAAAUCAUCUGGCAUCUCAUGUUUGUUUGAAAGAAAUGGUGAUUAUAUUGAUGUUUUCAGGGCUUAGUUAUCAUAUGAUGAUUGAUAUAAUUUACAAGUUACCAAUUACUUAAACAUGUUAAACAGUAUUAUUGUUUUAAUGUACUAUAUAUGGUUUUUUUGUGUGUGAGUAAUUUCUAAGUACGUAUAUUAUUGACAUAAGGCUGUAAGUUUUAUUUUUUGUAACAUAUAAUUGAAUACGUGAAUGAUACAGAAAUAAUCAAGCUUCUGUCUUAUAUGUACAAUGUACUUCCUCUCCUCCAGCAAAAUUACCAAUAUAUGAAGCAAUGUGUGGAGAGUGGUCCUAUCCCAGUCAUGGAAGAGCAACGGUAUACCAAUAUCCUAAGUUUGGUACCUUCCCAUCUUCAAGGGUCUAAGUACAUGCAAGAAACCAUUCAGGAAUUAUUUGAGGAGGUACAGGGUGACUUCCAUAGUAGCAUGAUGAAAUCAAUGACACAACAUGUAUUGGUUAAACCAAAUGUGAAAGGACUUGAGAAAGACACAACCGGUGAACCACCAGCAGAACCAGUUGGUCUUGAUUACUCCAGUCCUUGGCACAAUGAUUAUUUGGAUGCAGUAGAAGUGAUGCAAUGCAAUCUCCACAUCACCCAUCCUUCCAUGCAGAUUGUACUGGGAAUGUGUCAGACAAGCCUUGGAAAGCUCUUACUGGUUGAUCUCAAAGGUCAAAGGGCUCAAGGUCCUGUAGAAUGUGAACAUCUGAAAAACAAUGUUAUCCUCGAGUGUGAGAAGAUGGAAGAGAGACUGAUGCACAGCUGGUGGCCAGAAGUGCUUAAUGUGUUUAUGGAUAGAAAAAGACUGUCAGAUGUUUCUCCUGAGAAACUAGAAUCAUUCUACUGCAGUGUCUCUACUCUCAUAUCAAAUCAGUUGAAGCAGCUGAUUGUACGAUCUAUUGAAGCAUGGGUGGAGCUGUUUGAUAUGGAUGAUAAGCAGCACCUACCUAUCUUUAAAAUGGAACUGACCUACGACAAUGACAAGAUGGAGUUCUACCCAUACUACUCAGAUCUUGAAGAAUGCCUCCUCUUUGUAGUUCUUCAGCUGACCAAGACAAUGCAGAGUGUUCCUACUGUCCAAUCUUGGCUCUCUGGUACCAAUGAGCUCAGUAGCAUUGAUGUCAUGGUGGCUGAGCAUGUUGUUAAAUUAGCUAGAAGCAAACUAAAGGAAGCCUGUAAGCUGAACUUUGAAGAGCCUAGCGCUCACCUGGAUUCAUAUAUGGAGAAAUAUGAACACUUGUGCAAUGGAGAAGCUCAGGGCAAAGUCAAUCAAUUCCUUGAAGAUGAACACACAUUUGAAGAAUACUGCAAGUACAUUGAGGAAUUCCGUAAUUUGGCUAAAGAGAUUAUGAGUCUUGAUAGCAUCGUUCACUUCGACAUGGUCCGUCUAGAUUGUGAGGAUCUCAAGAGAGGUUUGGCUGAGAAAUCUAGGGGUUAUGCAAACACACUACUAGACAGAGUAGCAUCAGACCACAGACAGGAGAAUGAAAGCAUCUGCAAGGAGUUUGAGACAAUCAAAGAGCGUGCACUGAAGACACCUGAGAGCUCAGAAGAGAUGAUGGAGAUGAUUUCAUACAUUGAGAAGGCUCGUAUUGAAGGAAUCAAGGGACUAAAGAAGCGCAUUGAAGACAGCAGACGAAAGAUGAAUUUCCUCCUUGAUAUCUACCUAUUCCAGCUUGAUCAUAUUGAACUCAACAAAACAGUGCUCAUGUGGCCAAGCAAUAUUCAGCCUAUCUUUGAUGACAAUGAAGAGUUGGUUGAGAAAUCCAAGAGGAAGGGAGAAAGUGAACUCUUGGAGAAACGGGAGAAGCUCAUGAUUGAGCUGGAGAAGAUUCGCAAGAGAGUAGCAGAAUUUGCAGAGUAUGGAGAAUUAGACAUGAUGGUCCAAUAUGUAAAUGAUGUUAGAGCUGUUCAGAAGAGAUUAGUAGAUGCACAAGAUACUAUCAACUUCAUCAACAAGGAGGAGAAACUGUUCAAGUGGGACGGGACCGAUUAUCCUGAAGUUGAUCUGAUAACCACUGCCAUUGAACCAUAUCAGAGGCUUUUUAGUCUUGUUGUCAAGUGGCAGAGAGCGGAAAAGAAAUGGAUGGAUGGUGCUUUCCUAGAACUCAACUCGGAGUCCAUUGAAGGAGAAGCCGAUGAAUACUGGAGAGACAUCUACAAGAUAACCAAAGGAUUCGUCAAUGCCAAGAAAAAAGAAGAGGCAGAGAAGGAGAAGAAUGCACCACCAAAGAGAAAGAAAAGAGAUGAUGCACCAGCAGAGGAAGAAGCUAAACCAGCUGAAGAAGAGACGGGAUGGGCAGCCAUUAAGGUCUGCAAUACAGUACAGGAACAGAUCAAAGAAUUUAAGGAAUUUAUUCCCACAAUUGCUAUCCUCUGCAACCCUGGUAUUAGAACCCGUCACUGGUCAAAGAUGUCUGAUAUUGCUGGUUUUGACCUAACCCCUGAUUCUGGAAGUACUCUACGUAAGGUUCUUAAACUCAACUUGGGUACUUACAUGGAGCAGUUUGAAUCAAUCAGUGCAGCAGCUACAAAGGAAUACUCAUUGGAGAAAGCCAUGGGUCGUAUGCUUGAGGAUUGGGAAUCUGUGUUUUUUGGCCUGACUGCAUACAGAGAUACAGGAGUCAAGAUCCUAGCUUCUGUAGAUGAAAUCCAGACCAUGCUGGAUGAUCAGAUUGUAAAAACCCAGACAAUGAGAGGUUCUCCUUUCAUCAAGCCAUUUGAAAAGGAAAUAAAGGUUUGGGAGGAGAGACUACUACACAUCCAGGAAACCAUUGAUGAAUGGUUGAAGGUACAGGCUCAAUGGCUCUACUUAGAACCCAUCUUUAGUUCAGAAGAUAUCAUGCAACAAAUGCCUGAGGAAGGUAGACUCUUCCAGACGGUGGAUCGUCACUGGAAGGAAAUCAUGAAACACACAUCCAAGGACCCAAAGGUGUUGGCUGCUACAUCUCUGACAGGAAUCUUAGAGAAGCUCCAGGAUAGCAACAACUUACUGGAUCGUAUCCUUAAGGGGCUCAAUGCCUAUCUGGAGAAAAAGAGGCUCUUCUUCCCAAGAUUCUUCUUCCUGUCAAAUGACGAGAUGUUGGAGAUUCUGUCUGAGACAAAGGAUCCACUGCGUGUCCAACCCCAUCUCAAGAAGUGCUUUGAAGGCAUUUCUAAGUUAGACUUUGAUGCUGCACUGGACAUUCAUGCUAUGUUUAGUAGUGAAGGGGAGAAGGUCAAGCUAAGUGAUGUGAUCUCAACAUCAGAAGCCAGAGGUGCUGUUGAGAAAUGGCUAUUACAGGUUCAAGAUGUCAUGCUCAGGAGUGUCAGGGAUGUUGUUGAAAAUGCUCAUGGGGCAUAUGCUGUGGAGCCAAGAGGGAAUUGGGUUCAAGAAUGGCCUGGUCAGGUGGUUAUCUGCGUCUCUCAGAUCUACUGGACAGAAGAAGUUCAUGAAGCUAUACGAGGUGGCCCUCAGGGUUUGAGGGAGUAUCAUGAGAAGCUGGAGUCUCAACUUCAAGAUAUUGUAGCUCUUGUACGUGGCAAGCUUUCCAAGCAAACCCGUACAACAUUAGGAGCUCUGACUACCAUUGAGGUGCAUGCUAGGGAUGUAGUGGAAGACAUGGCAAAUCAAGGUGUAAGUGAGGAGAGUGACUUUAACUGGUUAGCUCAGUUGAGAUACUAUUGGGAGGACAGUAAUACUCUUGUUCGUAUCACAAAUGCUACUGUCAAGUAUGCUAAUGAGUAUCUUGGAAACUCUGGAAGGUUGGUGAUCACCCCUCUCACUGAUCGCUGCUACCGUACCCUAGUCGGUGCUUUCCAUCUUAACCUUGGUGGAGCUCCAGAAGGUCCAGCUGGUACUGGAAAGACUGAGACCACAAAGGAUUUAGCCAAAGCCCUAGCUGUGCAGUGUGUGGUUUUCAACUGUUCUGAUGGUCUGGAUUACCUAGCCAUGAGCAAGUUCUUCAAGGGGCUUGCUAGCUCAGGUGCCUGGGCAUGUUUUGAUGAGUUCAACCGUAUAGAGCUUGAGGUGUUGUCGGUGGUAGCUCAACAGAUCCUUUGCAUACAAAGGGCUGUACAGACACAUCAGGAGACAUUCAUCUUUGAAGGGACAGAACUGGUCCUCAAACCAUCCUGCUUUGUAGCUAUUACCAUGAAUCCAGGUUAUGCUGGUCGAUCUGAGCUUCCUGACAAUCUUAAGGUUCUUUUCCGUACUGUAGCCAUGAUGGUUCCAGAUUAUGCCAUGAUUGGAGAGAUCAUGCUCUAUUCCUAUGGCUUUGUGGAUGCGAGGAACCUCUCAGUCAAGAUUGUUACAACCUACCGUCUCUGCUCUGAACAGCUUUCUUCACAGUUCCAUUAUGAUUAUGGCAUGCGUGCUGUCAAAGCUGUGUUGGCUGCUGCUGGCAAUCUCAAACUCAAAUUCCCAGAUGAGAAUGAAGAUAUUUUGCUCCUUCGAUCCAUCAUGGAUGUGAACCUGCCCAAGUUCUUGUCUCAUGACAUUCCAUUGUUUGAAGGUAUCAUCUCAGAUCUCUUCCCUGGUAUCACAUUACCUAAAGCUGAUUAUAAACUCUUCAUGGAGGCAGUACAUGAGAUCUGUGAGAAACGUAACCUUCAACCAGUUGAUAACUUCCUUGAGAAACUCAUCCAGACAUAUGAGAUGAUGAUAGUCAGGCAUGGUUUUAUGCUUGUUGGGGAGCCUUUUGCCGGCAAGACCCAGGUGCUUCAUGUCUUAGCUGAUGUCCUGACUUUAUUGAAUGAGAGGGGUCUGAAUGAAGAGGAGAAGGUCCUUUUCCGAACAGUUAACCCUAAGGCUGUCACCAUGGGUCAACUCUUUGGUCAGUUUGAUCCAGUUUCUCAUGAGUGGACAGAUGGAAUUGUUGCCAACACAUUCCGUGAGUUUGCAUCGACAGACACUCCUGAUCGUAAGUGGGUUAUAUUUGAUGGUCCUAUCGAUACAUUGUGGAUUGAGAGUAUGAAUACUGUACUGGAUGAUAAUAAGAAACUAUGUCUGAUGAGUGGAGAAAUCAUUCAGAUGUCACCACCAAUGAGCCUCAUCUUUGAAGCAAUGGAUCUCUCACAAGCUUCACCUGCCACUGUUAGCCGCUGUGGUAUGAUCUACCUGGAGCCUUCUAACUUGGGUUGGCGACCUGUCUUCAAAUCUUGGUGUAAUGAACUUCCAGAAGAACUCCUUAAAGAACUACCCCUUGUUCAGGCUCUCUUCAACUGGCUUGUUGAACCAUGUAUUGACUAUGUCAGGAGAAACUGCAAAGAAUAUGUUGCAACCAGCAUCAACAAUAUGGCUCGUUCUCUGAUGUACUUAGUCAGAAUGUUCAUGGAUGAAAACUUACCAAACUGUGACCCAAAGAAUCUCAAAUCAUGGCUCGUUAACACAUUUCUCUUCUCAAUCAUCUGGUCAGUUGGAUGUACAACAGACAACGAUGGUCGUGCAAAGUUUGAUACCUACCUUAGGGAUAUCAUUACAGGCAAAUCAGAAGAUCACCCUAUCCCAGGGGAGGUUGGAAAACUGGAUGUACCCCUCCCUCCUGAAGGCAUGGUCUAUGACUAUCUCUUUGAGUACAAGGCCAGAGGGAAGUGGACCCAUUGGAAUGACACAAUACGCAAUUCAACAGUUGGUGAAGGCAAGAAGGUCCAAGAGAUCAUUGUUCCUACCAUGGACACUGCUCGCUACACAUAUCUUAUGGAUAUUGCAGUUAGGCAUGAGAGGGCAAUCAUGUUUGUAGGACCUACAGGAACUGGUAAAAGCGUGUAUGUCAAGGAAAAGUUGAUGAAUAACCUGCCCAAGGAUGAAUAUGUGCCAAUGUUUAUCAAUUUCUCAGCUCAGACAAGUGCAAAUCAAACUCAGGACAUUAUCAUGUCUAAGCUUGAUAAAAGGCGUAAGGGUGUGUUUGGACCACCAAUGGGGAAAAAAUCAGUCAUCUUUGUAGAUGAUUUAAACAUGCCUGCUAGAGAGGUGUAUGGUGCUCAACCUCCUAUUGAGUUACUAAGACAGUACUUUGACCACAAGAACUGGUACGACAAGAAAGACACCACUAAGAUCAGUUUGAUUGACAUCCAGUUCUUGACUGCCAUGGGUCCUCCUGGUGGAGGUCGUAACCCCAUCACACCUAGAUUCCUUCGCCACUUCAAUGUCAUUGGUAUUGUACCUUUCAACGAUGAAACUAUGCAGAGAAUAUUCUCUACCAUUGUUAAUUAUUAUAUGAAGGCUAAUGAGUUUCCACCAGAGCUGUUUACCAGUGGAACCAUGGUAGUACAGGGCACCAUGGAAGUCUACAAACAAGCCAUGGACAACCUUCUUCCUACUCCAGCCAAGUCUCAUUACACUUUCAACCUUCGCGACUUUGCUCGUGUCAUCAAUGGUGUCCUCCUUAUCAAGAAGAAGGCAGUAGAGAGCAAGAGGACGCUCACCAGACUCUGGGUUCAUGAAGUCUUCCGUGUCUUCUACGAUCGUCUAAUUGAUGAUCAGGACAGAGAAUGGCUGUUCCAGUUGUGCAAAACUCUUGUAAGAGAUAUUUUCAAGGAUAGCUUUGAGGCCGUGUUUGAGCAUCUAGACCCAGAUCACCGAGGUAUCAAGCAAGACAACAUGCGUUCUCUUAUGUUUGGUGAUUACAUGAACCCUGAGGCUGAUGAUGAAGAUAAGAUGUAUGAAGAGGUGAUGUCUCUUGAGGAGUUCAACAAGGUUGUAGACUUUCAGCUAGAUGAAUACAACCAAAUGCAUAAGAACGGAAUGAAUCUGGUUAUCUUCAGGUAUGUUCUUGAGCACUUGUCACGCAUUAGUCGUAUCUUGAAGCAGCCAGGAGGCAAUGCUAUGUUGGUAGGUGUAGGUGGUAGUGGUCGUCAAUCAUUGACCCGUCUCGCUGCACACAUGGCUGGCUUCAGUCUCUUCCAACCUGAAAUCUCCAAGAGUUAUGGCAUGAAUGAAUGGAGAGAUGAUCUCAAGAAUCUUCUGAAGAAUGCAGGAGCAUUUGGGAAACCUACAGCUUUCCUCAUCACAGAUACUCAAAUCAAGGAAGAAUCUUUCCUGGAAGAUAUUGAUAACCUUCUCAAUGCAGGUGAAGUGCCUAAUCUUUAUCCUCCAGAUGAAAAGGCAGAACUGUUAGAGGCCGUGAGACCAGCAGCUCAAGCAGGUGAUAAGAAUGCGGACUUCAGUCCACUGGCUCUCUUUGCCUUCUUUGUCAACCGCUGUAGGGAGAAUCUCCAUAUCAUCAUUGCCUUCUCACCCAUUGGAGACACCUUCAGGAAUCGUCUGAGGCAGUUCCCAUCCCUCAUCAACUGCUGUACCAUCGACUGGUUCCAGGCAUGGCCAGAGGAUGCCUUGGAAAGGGUAGCCAACAAAUUUCUGGAAACAGUAGAGAUGGAGGAUGAUGAGAGAGGCAGUGUUGUCAACAUCUGCAAGCAUUUCCAUACAAGUGCUCGAAACCUUUCAGAAAAGUUCUUUUCUGAUUUGGGGCGACACAACUAUGUGACACCAACCUCAUACCUAGAGCUGAUCUCGGCCUUUAAGACCUUACUUGGUAAGAAACGUGAUGAGACAGCCAAGGCUAAGCGCCGUUACGUUGUGGGUCUUGAGAAACUCAAAUUUGCUGAGAAACAGGUUGGUGAGAUGCAGGUAGAACUGGUAGAACUACAACCCAAGCUUGUGGUGGCUUCAGAAGAAAAUGAGAAAAUGAUGAAGGUGAUAGAGAAGGAGUCUGUAGAAGUGAUGGCUACCAGUGAGGUGGUAAAACGUGAUGAAGCGUCAGCUAAUGAGCAAGCUGCUGCUGCUCAAGCUCUCAAGAAUGAAUGUGAGAGUGAUCUAGCUGAAGCUAUCCCAGCAUUGGAAGCUGCUCUAGCUGCUCUCAACACACUCAAGCCUGCUGACAUUGCUGUAGUAAAGACGAUGAAGAACCCCCCUGCUGGUGUGAAGCUUGUGAUGGCUGCUGUUUGUGUUAUGAAAGACAUCAAACCUGAGAAGAUUGCAGACCCUGCAGGUACUGGUGGAAAGAUCCUAGACUACUGGGGACCCUCUAAGAAACUUGUAGGAGACAUGAACUUCCUCAACAUGCUCAAGACAUAUGACAAGGACAAUAUCCCAGUGGCAACAAUGAAGAAGAUCCGCAGUGAAUACAUGACCAAUCCUGAGUUUGAUCCUGCUAAGGUAGCCAAAGCUUCUUCUGCUGCUGAAGGGUUGUGUAAGUGGGUAACUGCUAUGGAGGUCUAUGACAGGGUGGCCAAAGUUGUUGCUCCAAAGAAAGAGAAGCUGAAGGAAGCAGAGGAGUCUUUAGCAACCACUAUGUCAAUCCUGAAUGCCAAACGAGCUGAGCUGAAGGCCGUUGAAGAACGUCUGCAGGCUCUCAAAGAUCAGUUCCAGGAGAUGACAGACAAGAAGGACCAAUUGGAGAAGCAAGUAGACCUUUGUGCUAAAAAACUAGAGAGAGCAGAAAAGCUCAUUGGUGGACUUGGUGGAGAGAAGGAAAGGUGGACAUUGGCAGCUGCCAAUUUGCAGAGCAUUUAUGACAACUUGAUUGGUGAUGUUCUAAUAUCAUCUGGUGUCAUUGCCUACCUUGGAGCCUUCACUUCAUCCUAUAGACAAGCUUGUACUACAGACUGGACUAAGCAAUGCACGGAGAAGAAUAUUCCAUGUUCAAAUGAAUUUUCGUUGAGUAACACUUUAGGAGAACCCAUCAAGAUCAGAGCCUGGAACAUUGCUGGUCUCCCUACAGACAACUUCUCAAUUGACAAUGGUGUGAUUGUUGACAAUGCCAGACGAUGGCCCCUUAUGAUUGAUCCACAAGGUCAAGCCAAUAAGUGGGUGAAGAACUCUGAGAAAGAUAACAAACUAUCUGUCAUCAAGUUGACUGAUGGUGACUAUAUGAGGACACUUGAAAACUGUAUACAGUUUGGCACUCCUUUGGUUCUUGAGAAUGUUGCUGAGGAACUUGAUCCUUCACUAGAGCCAUUGUUACUCAAGCAAACCUUCAAACAGGGAGGUGUUGAUUGCAUCAAGCUUGGAGAGAGCGUAAUAGAGUAUUCUCAAGACUUUCGAUUCUACAUCACAACUAAGCUACGCAACCCUCACUACCUACCUGAACUCUCUGUCAAGGUCUCACUUCUCAAUUUCAUGAUUACCCAGGAUGGUUUAGAAGAUCAACUCCUUGGAAUUGUAGUUGCUAAAGAAAGACCUGAGCUAGAGGAGGAACGACAGGCUUUGAUCCUCCAGAGUGCAGCAAACAAAAAACAGCUCAAGGAGAUUGAAGAUAAGAUCUUGGAAACCUUGUCAUCUUCAGAAGGCAACAUCCUCGAAGAUGAAAGUGCCAUCCUUGUCUUAGACUCAUCUAAAGUUUUAUCUGAUGAGAUCUCUAAGAAACAGAAGGUUGCUGAGGAAACAGAAAAGAAAUUGAACGAAUCGAGAGCAGGCUACCGUCCUAUUGCCAACCAUUCUAGCGUUCUUUUCUUCUCCAUCGCUGACUUGCCUAACAUUGAUCCCAUGUAUCAAUACUCACUCACUUGGUUUGUCAAUCUCUACAUCAAUUCCAUUCAAGACAGCAAUAAGUCCAAGAUUUUGGAACGUCGUCUGCGUUAUCUGUCUGACCACUUCACCUAUAAUCUCUACUGCAAUGUAUGUCGUUCAUUAUUUGAGAAGGAUAAGCUCCUUUUCUCUUAUCUUCUCUGCAUCAAUAUUCUUCUGGCUGCUCCUGAUACAGAUAAAAAGGAGAUGGAUCAAACAGAGUCCAUGUUUUUCUUAACUGGAGGAGUAGGUCUGGAAAACAAACUUGAGAACCCAGACCCAUCAUGGCUUUCAGAUAAAAGUUGGGAUGAGCUUUGUAGAAUGUGUGACAUGCCAGCAUUCAAAGGAUUUAGGGAUAAUUUCCAGGACAAUGUAGGAGAAUGGAAGACCUUCUAUGAGAGUAAGGAACCCCAUCGUGAGUCACUUCUAGCACCAUGGCAAGACAAACUUACAGACUUCCAGAGAGCUAUUGUUGUUAGGUGCCUUAGACCAGAUAAGGUCCUCCCACUAGUUACCGAUUUUGUAAUCAGCAAGCUUGGUCAGAAGUUUGUCCAACCACCACCUUUUGACCUUGCUAAGAGUUUUACAGACUCCCAUGCCUGUGCACCCCUCAUCUUUGUUCUCUCACCUGGAGCUGAUCCAAUGGCAGCUCUUCUCAAGUUUGCUGGAGAUAAAGGAUUCAGCGGAGAGAAAUUUAAUGCUAUCUCACUUGGACAAGGACAGGGUCCUGUAGCUGCAGCUCUAAUUGCUACAGCUAUCAAGGAAGGUACAUGGGUUGUACUUCAGAAUUGUCAUCUUGCCGUCUCCUGGAUGCCUGCCCUUGAAAAACUGUGUGAGGAAUUCAGUCCAGAAAAUGUCAACCCUGAAUUCAGGCUUUGGCUCACCAGCUAUCCAUCAGACAAAUUUCCAGUGACUGUUCUUCAGAAUGGUGUUAAGAUGACCAAUGAACCUCCUACAGGUCUUAGGAUGAAUCUUUUACAGUCAUAUAUUAGUGAUCCUAUCAGUGACCCAGAAUUCUUUGCAUCAUGUCCAGGAAAAGAACUGAUCUGGGAGAAGCUUCUAUUUGGUCUGUGUUUCUUCCAUGCUCUGGUUCAGGAAAGAAGAAAGUUUGGUCCACUAGGUUGGAAUAUUGCCUAUGGUUUCAACGAGUCUGACCUUCGUAUCAGCAUCAGGCAAUUACAGAUGUUUGUGAAUGACUAUGAAGAGGUUCAGUAUGCUGCUAUUUCCUAUCUGACUGGAGAGUGUAACUAUGGUGGUAGAGUGACUCAAGAAUGGGAUCGACGCUGUCUUCUCACCAUCCUGGCAGAUUUCUACACUCCUGAUAUCAUUAGUGAUCCUAAGUACAAGUUUUCACCUAGUGGAGACUACCAUUCACCUCCUAAGGGAACCUACGAGAGCUACAUUGAGUUCAUCAAGUCCUUACCAGUCACCCAGGUACCUGAAGUCUUUGGUAUGCAUGACAAUGUAGACAUAUCCAAAUCUCUUCAAGAGACCAGACUUCUCUUUGAUAACAUCCUUCUUACUAUGGGAGGUAAGGGUAUGGGAGGAAGCAGUGGCUCAACUGAUAACAUCUUAUCAGACAUUGCAAAAGACAUUGUUUCCAAGCUUCCAUCAAACUUUGAUCUGGAGGCAGGCUUGAACAAGUAUCCAGUUACAUACAAUGAAAGUAUGAACACCGUCUUAGUGCAAGAGAUGGAAAGAUUUAACAACUUGCUGAUAACAAUCCGAAGUAGUUUGCUCAAUCUUCAGAAGGCUAUCAAGGGAUUGGUUGUUAUGUCCUCUGAUCUAGAGGGUGUGGCUCACAAUCUUCUUAUUGGCAAAGUACCAGAGAUGUGGGCCAAACGUUCCUAUCCAAGUCUGAAGCCUCUCGGUAGUUAUAUCAAUGAUUUCCUAGCCAGGUUGAAGUUCCUGCAGGAUUGGUACGAUGAUGGCAAACCUAUGGUCUUCUGGUUGUCUGGAUUCUUCUUCACUCAAGCUUUCUUGACAGGAGCAAUGCAGAACUAUGCUAGGAAGUAUACCAUACCCAUUGACAAGUGUGGCUUCCAGUUUGAGGUGUUACCAUCAGAGACAGCUGAUAAAGCCCCUGAAGAUGGCGUUUAUGUAAAUGGACUCUUCUUGGAUGGUGCUAGAUGGGACAGGAAACGAGGAAUGCUUGGAGAGUCAUUACCUAAGGUACUUUUUGACUCUGUACCAAUCAUCUGGAUUAAACCAGGCAUAAAAGCAGAGUUCAAGUCUAAAGGUGACUACAUCAGCCCUCUGUACAAGACUAGUGAGAGGAGAGGUACCUUGUCGACCACCGGUCAUUCUACCAACUUUGUCCUUGCCAUUCAUCUUCCUACUGACCGUCCGGUAGAACAUUGGAUUAAGAGGGGCGUUGCCCUACUUUGUGGGUUGGAUGACUGAGUACAUCAGAGGUUUUUAUACUGAUUAGUUUAUCUUUCACUUGCUUCUUUAGAGUAUAUGCAGGGUGAUAAAGAUAUUAUAUGCAGACCUGCCAACUCUCCUGGUUUUUAAAUUUCAAAAUGACCCAAAAUCACAAUGGCUUGAUUUCUGAAAUUUCAUGUCAGAAAAAAAAUGUUGGAAAAAUCGCCAGAGACCCAUUCAUGCCCCAAGUCCUCCAUACAUCUGAAAUAGCCUGGUCCCUUGGGUUAAAGGUGUUAAAAUACAAGAGCUUCUGGAGGCACUGCCUUCUUGACCCCCACAUGUGGCUCUGCCCCUGAACCCUACUGGGGGCUUGGUCAGUCUGGACCAUUGGUUGUCCAGAUUUUGCAUUUCUAAAUGUUGGCAGGUAUGGUUUAUGAUUAUUACAAUAUAAGUUCAGAUUUUCAAAUUGUACUUGGCUGUUGGUCCACAGAUUGUAUUUUGAGGGGUCAUUGCACGAAAACAAAUAAUUUUGUUAUUUAUUGCAUUCAAAAUUGUAACGUGGCUUAGUAGCAAAUCAAAAUCAAGAUUUCCAUGGUACCUUUUUACAACAAAUUCAUCAUAAUCUUAAGUUGUAUGCAUCAGGGCCUCUGUUGUGCUAAUUUCUGGCCAUAUGUUUGUACAAUAUAAUAUGUAAAUGAUGAUGUAAGGUUAAACAUGCGCCAAGACUAAAACUCCAUUGCCAGACAAAGAUGUAUUUUUGUCUCACCUGCAUAGCAGUGUGAGACUAUAGGCGCCGCUUUUCCGACGGCGGCGGCGUCAACACCAAAUCUUAACCAAGGUCAAGUAUUUGAAAUGACAGCAUUACUUAGAAUCAUAGAAUGUAUAUGGACCUAAGCCAUGAAACUUGGCCAUAAGGUUAAUCAAGUAUUACCGAACAUCCUGCCUGAGUUUUGAGUCACAUGACCACGGUCAAAGGUCAUUUAGGGUCAAUGAACUUAGACCAUGUUGGGGGAAUCAAUAUCAAAAUCUUAACCUAAGGUUAAGUUUUUGAAUGUCAUCGUAACUUUGAAAGUUUAUGGAUCUGAUUCAUGAAACUUAGACAUAAGAGUAAUCAAGUAUCACUGAACAUCAUGUGCGAGUUUCAGGUCAAAGGUCAAUGGACUUUGGCCAUGUUGGGGGUAUUUGUUGAAUAACCUUCAUAACUCUGAAAGUGUAUGGAUCUAGUUCAUAAACUUGGACAUAAGAGUAAUCAAGUAUCAUUGAACAUCUCAUGUGAGUUUCAGGUCACAUGACCAAAGUCAAAGGUCAUUUAAGGACGUUCCACAGUUAUGUUUGUGCGCAUCAUGAUCUGAGCAUAUUUUACACUCCGCGCACUGACGUCACAAUGGAUGAACUGGUGAUUAAUCAGCUGAAGGUAUUGAGAGCUGAAUUUUCUCCUUAUCUGCACUAACUGCAGAUCCGAUGUGUUAUUUUAUGAAGCUAAGAAACUGGAAUUAUUCCAUGGACAAUUCUUUUUAUUCCUCUACAAUUUCAAAAUACUUUUCUCUGUAGUGCUGCAAAGUAUGAUGAAUAUGACCUCGAGUUUUAAUAAAAUAAAUGGUAGAGUGGUUCGGAAUUUUUCCUCACAUAGAUACAAAGCUUUUGGCGUGUUUUGGGGGUGUUUUAAGAAGCACAUUUGCUCUAAUAAGAGUGCUGAUAGUUUGAAAACAAGCACAUGAACCCAUAUUUUUUAAUGUUUACACCUUUUAUGUAUACCUUCCUCUACAACUUUGCAAAGUUUGGUGAAAAUGACAUGGGUUUUGAAUAAAGUGCAGCAUUUCUUUUACUUCUCAAGUUUGUUAUUGAAAUUUGAAAUUUUGAGGUUGAGUAUUAAUAUAUUUCCGGCAAUUUCUAAGAACUUAGAGUGCUGUUAGACUUAAAUGAGCAAACAAUUGAAAGCAAUAAAAAUAGAUCCAUUGUAAGGAUACAAUUAUUGCAAAAUUUGAUGAAGUUUUCAUGGAUUUUGACUGAGUAAUAGAGCUUUAAACUCAUUGUUGUGAUCUCGUGAGGUCUAAAAAUGCCAAAUUCUUUUGAAUGCGAUAUUCUUAAAGAACAUCGUUUUAAGUUAACUUUGAAGCUCUUUAGCAAAAAAAUCAAGCUCAUGGACCUAUGUUAAUUUGUGCAUAUUUGGAAUAUUCAGGUUCUAAAGUAUCUAUGUCCAAAGUAUGAUGAAAAUGACAUGGAUUUUCAAUGUUUGGGAACAAGACUACGGAACCAUUCGCAUUUUACACGAUAUUAACAGGCUUUUGCUUUUUUCGGUGCAUUUUUGGCUGUUUCAAGCCAACUCGCAACACUUUAGACACUCAUAGUUUAAAAACGAGCACAUGGACCCCAUAUUUUCAAUAGUUUAAUGCCUUUAGACUAUAUUCCUCUACAAAUCUAGAGAGUAUGGUGAAAAUGACAUGGAUUUUGAAUGUUUGGGAGCGAAAUACGGGAACCAUUCGCAUUUUAGACGGUAUUAUAGACUUUUGCAUGUUUUCGGCGCAUUUGGGCGAUUUUCAAGCCAACUCGCAACACUUUGGACACUGAUAACUAAAAAACGAGCACAUGGACUCCAUAUUCUUAAUAUUUCAACGGCUUCAGAAUAUUUUCCUCUACAAAUCUAGAGAGUAUGAUGAAAAUGACAUGGAUUUUGAAUGUUUGGGAGCAAAACUACGGAACCAUUCCCAUUUUAGACGAUGUUAUUAGACAUUUGCACGUUUUCGGCGCAUUUUAGGCGAAUUUCAAGCCAACUCGCAACACUUUAGACACUUACAGUUAAAAAACGAGCACAUGGACCCUAUAUUUUUAACAUCCCUACAUCUUCCAUAUACAUUUUUCUACAGUUUAGCCGAAUUUGAUGAAAAUGACAUGGAUUUUGAAUAAAGUGCAGCUUAUACUAUACUUUUUUAAUUUUUGAGUAUAUUCACGUCUUUGAAGAUUUGUUUUUUCCGAGAUUUUGCACCAUUCUUGCCAAAUGAGGGCGCUGCUGACUCCAAAUAGAUAUAGUUUUACCAAUUAAAAGACUUUUUACUACUUUCGUAUCUACUAAGUUACACAUUCUGAAAGUUUGAUGAAGUUUGAUGAAGUUUGAUGCAAUAUCGAGAGAGUAAAGAUGAUUUAAACUCAUUUGGUGAAUUCGUGAGGUCUAAGAGAGGCAUAAUUCUCAUGAUUGCGCAAUAUUUCAUAUCAUUCAAAUAUGGCGACUUUGAAGUCCCGUAGAAAAAAAGUAAGCACAUGAACCUAUAUUAUUUUUUGCAUUUUCAUAAUGCAUAGAUACCAAAGUAACUCUAUGCUAAAUUUGGUGAAAAUGACAUGGACUUCAUUUUAACUGUGGAACGUCCUUUAAGGUCAUUGAACUUUGGCCAUUUUGGAGGUAAUUAUUAGAUUGCUGUCAUAACUUUCAAAGUUUAUAGAUUUAGUUUAUAAAAUGUGGAUGCAUGAUCAAGGUCAAAUGUUAUUUAUUGUCAAUGAACGUAGUAUUGUAUCAUUAUAUGAAUGGUGUUUUUUGUGAAUGAUCGAUUACUUUAUAAUAGUUUUCAAAGUCAGCACUGCUGCUAUAUUGAAUCGCGUGAUGCAGGUGAGACUGCCAGAGGCGCUCCACUUGUUAUGAUAACUGCUAACUUUGUUUAUAAUGUAUAUCUUGGAUAAUGUAAUCAUACCUUUUUUUUUGUAAAUAUUCACACAAAUAUCACAUUCAAGAUAUUUGACCAAAGCAUCAGUAGAAUAUGCAUUAUCAGUAAGCAUUGCUGAUUAUUGUAUUCAUUGACUUAUAUCUUGCAUAUAUUUUAUAAUUGUACAUAUGUAAUAUUGACUUGGAUUUUUUUUUGUAAGCUGCCAAUUUGACCCUCUUGUAUUGAAAGGGAUUCAUUCCUGCCUGGUAUCACCCCAAACCUUGUGAUUCAAAAUUCAGAGACUUAUUUAUGAGACUUCCACUUGACUCAAGUUAACUUGACUACAUGCUACUCAGUGACAGGUAUUCAUAAGUGUAAGAACAAAGGAAUUUGCAAUGUAGAUGUAGAGGAGGCCAUAUUGGGAUUAUCAUAGCUUUUCAUAUAUUUCUUUUCAUAGAUCUUUUGAAAUAUUAUGAAUAAUUCUGUUUGUAAGUACUAUUUUGAGAUGAAUACAUGUGUGUGGUAUAUUUUGAGGAUAUUUUGAAUAGUUUUUCCAUUUAAAAAACCCCAAUGGCUAUUUGAUUAUACUUACUUCACUUAUGGGAAGAAAGAAGAACAUUUGAAAUAUUUUGUAUAGAUUUCAUUGAGAGUGAGAGAUAGUGAAAUUAAGAAAAAAAGAAUAAAGAAUGAAUUCAUUGUCUAUUAAUUAAUUGCUGUAAUUGCGUUUGAAUUGCUUUCAACCACAGUAAAAUGAAUACUAGUUAUUGAGAUGAGACUAUAUGAUAAGAAAAAUAAAAUAUUACAUUCUUUUAGAUACAUGUAUACUCAAUAUACUGAGUCAGUAGUGAUAAACAUGAACCUAAGUCAAUGCUUUAAAUAAAAAAAUGGUAAUGAAUGAAUGCUGUCACAUGCACUUUGCACUUUUCAUUUUAAACAAUGCAGAUAAUAAGGGAAAAAUAAACUUUUGUUCAGACGAUGUAUACAUAUGUAUAUUUGUAAUUUUGUAUAUGCAUUAUUGUAAAUAAUUGCAUUUCCAAAUGUAUAUAUUUUACAAAUUUACCUCCGUCCAUAGCUUAUUCUGUCCAUUUUCUAUGGUAUCCCGUCCAUUGUCCAAUAAAAUGAGUAAUGACCUAUGUUUCUGUUUGAAAAAAAAAUUGUAUUUAUAACAUAAGAAUGUAUCUUAAAUACAAUUGUAAUGUUCUUGAUUGGAUAUAACAUGUAAUUGAAUUGUAAAUUUUCUUUACUUAAAUAGUUGGCGUAUGACCAAGCAAUCUGUGAAUCUUCCUUUCUCCAGAAAUGUUUCAAAGCCUUCUGUACCUUAUUGAUUGUGUGUUUGCAACUGUCUUAAAAUUAUACAUUUAAAAGAAGUGUGUGUUAGUUUGUUAAUAAUUAAUUUUUUUUAAUGUUUAUAUUUGAUGGACCAAUUUAUCAGAAAUGCACUUGAAUGGAAAAGGAGAUGUUUGAUUCUUUCAAAAUAUGUGUGCCUACUUUAAUCACCUUGUGAGUGUACAAAAUUGAUAAAAACCUUGAAUGAAAAUUAUUAUUUUAAUGACAGCUUGAAUAUCAUAACAUGUAUAUAUAUUUUUGUAAAUUACAUUAUGUAAAUUAACUAUUCUUGUAUUAUAUGUGUUCUUGACUUCACAGCCAUUUAUAACAAUAAGAUAUAUAUAAAUUUAUAUUUCAAUGCUUAUGAAAGAAAGAUGCUAUGAUGUUGUGAUGUUGUUUGACAUGUAAUAAAACACAAGAAAUAUUCCCCUAA
Lytechinus pictus (painted urchin) is the source of this 19115-nucleotide messenger RNA. RefSeq names its product dynein axonemal heavy chain 12-like. The transcript has 64 exons. The record is from RefSeq and is a predicted model, not a curated record. Gene Ontology annotation, biological process: microtubule-based movement. NCBI's taxonomy places the organism in Eukaryota, Metazoa, Echinodermata, Echinoidea, Temnopleuroida, Toxopneustidae. Gene Ontology annotation, molecular function: dynein intermediate chain binding; ATP binding; dynein light intermediate chain binding. Gene Ontology annotation, cellular component: dynein complex. The coding region runs from base 2103 to 13763 and encodes 3886 amino acids.